ACUGGAGCUUUUGUUUCUUUGUCUGUAAUUCUGAUGUUGUUGAAACUGUGAUGAAGAGGUCAGAGCUCUGUUCCAGGAGGAAGUCUUCUGUUGGAAUCGCCUCGUCUCUGGUAUUACCUGGAAGAAGGACGUGUCCACAGGUCGUCCUGAUGGAGGCGCUGUCCUGCGGGGAGCGGCGUCUGGGCUCUGACGAAGAGUACGCCGCCCCAGCUGUGGGAGUGAGUUUGUGUGACUCCGCCCCGUUGGUGUGGAGGAUGCAGGACCUGAGGGCUGUUAGGGCUCAAGGCCUGGUGGGGGCACUCCUGGGGUCGCUGCCCCGAACGCCCCGACAGAACGGGCGCCUGGGUCGACCGCUGCUGCUGCUGCCGGAGGAGGAGGGGCUGCUGAGGGAGCGCCGCGCCGCUGCAGCCCUGCCGGACCGUUGCCAGCAGGAUUGGGGGGGGGCGGAGCUCCGUCAGAAGCACGAGGAGGAGGAGAAGAAGAGCUUUGAGGAGCAGAGCGUCCUCGCACUGGAGGACAGGAAGUUGGCGCUGCUCCGAGCUAUGACAGGUGCAGAGUCUGGCGCUACGAGUGCAGAUGAAGCCCUGCGGCGCCGCCUGCAGGCUCUGGACCAGAACUUCACCUUCCCGCAGUCAGCAAUGGCAGUCCAGCUGAGCACGGCGAGGGCGGGGCUAAGUUACUGUCCUGAAGCUCGAGCCUUCCUGCAGGCCUACGGGCCAACUGGGGCUGAGCCCCGCUGUGACGCCAGGUACCAGGUGUUCAGAGACCUACGGGGGCGGGGCUUCUACCUGACCUCAGCAGGAAAGUUUGGAGGAGACUUCCUGGUGUAUCCAGGUGACCCUCUGCGGUUCCACGCUCACUUUAUCGCCGUCUGUGUGUCUCUGGAUGAGUCCGUGUGUUUGCUGGAUGUCCUCGCCGUGGCUCGUCUGGGAUCCAACGUGAAGAAGACGGUCCUUCUGUGUUCGCCGGGGCCAGACGCCAGGGUCUGCUACACGUCGCUUCAGUGGAGCGGGAUGAUUUAAACCCGGGGGACAGGACAGACGGCGCCCGCCGGCCCAUGUUAAGGCAGGUCCGCAUCCUGCAUCUAAAACCUGUUUCUGUAAGUUUGAGGCUGAAGAACAACUGCAGGAGGUCAUGUGACUGACAGGGCGGAGCAGGGCCACGGCCUCUAAAGGACAGUAGAGCGUGAUCGGUCUGCUCUUUGUUUCUGCGUGGCGAGCGUCACAGAUGCAGCUCUCUGCAGCUCAGACUCAUCCACGCGGUUUCUCUGAUGAAGCCUGCCGUGCAGCCGAGUCCAGCUCUGACCUCCGAGCCGUUCGACAACUUUGUCUUAAAGCAGUGUGCUGGAGGUGAAAGGGCCCCGACAAACCCCGCCCACUUCUUUAUUUCUUUUCAUCAGUGACAGUGCGAGGAAACAAAGGACAGCUCUCCUUUUUUCAAAGAUUGUAUUUUCUCAGUGAGUCAUUGUGUUGAAAUAAAAGUGAUGUGGCAUUGA
Messenger RNA from Haplochromis burtoni (Burton's mouthbrooder), 1495 nucleotides. It is a transcript of the gene tsen34, whose product is annotated as TSEN34 tRNA splicing endonuclease subunit. Gene Ontology annotation, cellular component: tRNA-intron endonuclease complex. Lineage: Eukaryota; Metazoa; Chordata; Actinopteri; Cichliformes; Cichlidae. Gene Ontology annotation, molecular function: tRNA-intron lyase activity; nucleic acid binding. Bases 51 to 1022 code for a protein of 323 amino acids. The record is from RefSeq and is a predicted model, not a curated record. The transcript is spliced from 5 exons. Gene Ontology annotation, biological process: tRNA splicing, via endonucleolytic cleavage and ligation; tRNA-type intron splice site recognition and cleavage.